UUCAUCAGAGACAGUAGAGAGACUGUGUAGAGGAUCUUUGGUUUCAUCAGAGAAUUUCUAAGUUUAGCGGCACCUGUUGUGCUAACGUUGUGCUACCGUUAGCUGCGAAUGAGCUGCUGUUGUGCUAACGCUAGCCGCGACUGUGCCCGGUUUGUGUUAACACCUGUACGAAGAGUAAAGGGUCACGGACGUCUGUGUCCCACAGUCAGUCAUUGUGAACCACCUGACACCAGAAUAACUGGACCCUGCUGACGGGCAGACUGACAAACACACACCAGGAUGGCCAGUGUGAGUCAAGUGCUGUGCCGCAGAGCCAGGCUGGUCACUUAUCUCCCUGGACUUCAUGUGUUGGUGCAUCGUGUGGCUGGAGCUAGAGCCUUCACUGCUGGAUCCUCAGGCUCUGAUGAGCCCCAUGUAGCCCUCAAUCCACCUGACAUGGGACUGCGGACAGUUUGGCCUGAUGAGAGCAUGGGGCCUUUUGGGCCCCAGGACCAACGCUUCCAGCUGCCAGGUAAUGUGGGUUUUGAGUGCCACCUAGAAGGACUAGCAGAGAAGAAGAGGAGCCUGCCACAUAAGAUGGUCCCUGACGUACUGUCGGCUCCGUCCAGUAGUGAGAGACACGAGUUCAUACUGGCGCAGUUCAUCGGAGACUUCUAUGAGAAUGACGACCCGGCCUCCUCUCAGAGAGUCAGUAGGGCUGAACAAUACUUUGACAGCUCCAGUGUGGAGUGUGCCGUACAACCCUGUCCUGAGCUACUGCAGAGAGAUUUCCAGUCCAUGUUUCCAGAGGCUCCAUCCUCUGGUAUGAUGGUGGUGACAGUGACCCAGAAGACCCAAAAGGAUAUGACAGCAUGGUGUGCUGAGGUGGAGGAGGAGAGGGAGCAGAUGCUUGGGAAGUUUGUUGAUGGAGCCAAAGAGAUCUGCUACGCUCUGCAGAGAGACGGGUUCUGGGCUGACUUCAUCGAUCCCUCCUCAGGCCUGGCGUUCUUUGGCUCCUACACCAACAACACCCUGUUUGAGACGGACGACAGGUACCGUCACCUUGGGUUCCAGAUCGAGGACCUGGGCUGCUGCAGAGUGAUCCGACACACUGUGUGGGGUACACAUGUUUUUGUUGGGACAAUAUUCACAGACGCACCGGCCAGCAGCCUUAUCAUGAAGAAGCUGAUGAACACAGUUAAAACUGUGUGAGAACCUGCUCAGACAGUGGUUCAUUGUUAUCGGACUCCUCAGAGUUUGUAUCUUAUUAUCUGAUAGUGAUAUAUUUUUAAAGAUCCAGAUGUCACAGGCUGAAACAUGCUGUAAUCACAAUAAAGUGUUACUUCACUGAAA
Messenger RNA from Seriola dumerili (greater amberjack), 1332 nucleotides. RefSeq names its product methylmalonic aciduria and homocystinuria type D homolog, mitochondrial-like (gene mmadhcb). The record is from RefSeq and is a predicted model, not a curated record. NCBI's taxonomy places the organism in Eukaryota, Metazoa, Chordata, Actinopteri, Carangiformes, Carangidae. Gene Ontology annotation, biological process: cobalamin metabolic process. The transcript is spliced from 8 exons. The coding region runs from base 280 to 1191 and encodes 303 amino acids. Gene Ontology annotation, cellular component: mitochondrion.